Molecule: messenger RNA, 1422 nt
Organism: Bombus impatiens (common eastern bumble bee)
Lineage: Eukaryota; Metazoa; Arthropoda; Insecta; Hymenoptera; Apidae
Gene: MED4
Product: mediator of RNA polymerase II transcription subunit 4
Exons: 5
Coding region: 342-1109 (255 amino acids)
Biological process (GO): regulation of transcription by RNA polymerase II
Cellular component (GO): mediator complex; core mediator complex
Molecular function (GO): transcription coregulator activity
Source: RefSeq, a predicted model, not a curated record
CUACUCUAUACCAACUUCAAGCCAAAGAAGCACACCGCACCAACUUUAACUUAAGAAAGCUCUCUAUUUUAUCAAUCAUAUAUUCAUAUAUUCAUAUUCAUAUUUCACCAUAUAUUCAUAUUUUGCUAUUUGUUAUUUUAUCACACCUCCAUAUCUUUUCUAAUUUGAUGCAAUGUAAUGGAUACCAGAGAACUAACAGGAAAUAAUCACUAAUCACCAGAGCGUCGAAACGCCUUAUAUAUCAUACCGCGGUGUGGAGCUGUGAUUAGGCGAUCGUAGCGUCGCUCCUAGUAAGCAUCUUUCGAAUCGAAUGACUUCGAUCAUUGACAGUGUAGAACGUCAUGACAUCGACCAGUAAAAGUACGAAAGAGGUUCUAUUGUCUAUCGUCGAUGACAUCGAGUUGAUAGCGAAAGAAAUGAUAGAAAAUACGAUAGUUCAAAAACCAUUGAAACUGUCAAACGAAGAACACUCUCAACUAACGGAAUUGUUAAUUGCUAAGGACAACGAAUUGAAAGCAAUUCUAAAACGAGCGGCCGAGCAAGCAAAAAUUAACCUGAAAAUGGAAGCUUUAAAAGCCGAAGUUGAGAGACAAGACCAAGAUAUUCAACAAUUGCAGCGACAAUUAAAAGAGGCAGAACAAAUUUUAGCCACUGCAAUUUAUCAAGCUAAACAAAAAUUACAAUCCAUUGCCCGCGCUAAUAAGAGACCUGUACCAUCUGAAGAAUUAAUUAAAUAUGCACAUAGAAUAAGUGCGUCAAAUGCUAUAUGUGCUCCACUUACCUGGCAACAAGGGGACCCUAGAAGACCUUAUCCUACUGAUAUUGAAAUGAGAUUAGGUUAUCUUGGAAGGUUAAGUGAUCUUCCUUUAAAUGGUCAGAUGCCAGGUACUCAUCCUGGAAUAUCAUCAGAUUUGCAUAGACCUGGACAUCCAGUAGGUGAACCACCUGUAUCGCAAGCUAAUCAAUUUGCAUGGCAUUCGUCGGGUGAAAUUCACAUGUCUGUGAGUGGACAAGGAAGCGUUGCCAUGAAUACCCAUAAGCAGGAAACAGAAGAUGUUGAAGUUAUGUCCACAGACUCUUCAAGUAGCUCAUCUAGUGAUUCUCAGUGAAUAUUGAUUUUUUGUAGAGUUUGAGUAAACUGUUUUAUGGAUUCAGUAUGAUUUUAAGCAAAUUGUAUGCAUAUGAACGUCCAAACAAGUAUUUUACAACGAGAUACUAGAUUUAUUAGGGAUUAAUAGAGAUUCUUCAUUAUUAGUUUUAUAAAUUUAUUAAUCCCUGAUAAAAUGAAGCGAUGAGGAUGUAACAAUAUAAAUUAUCAUUAUACCUUUUAUACAUUUAUUACAUUAGAUUCAAGUAAAACACUUGGUAAAAUACUGUGUAAGGAUUGAUCUGUGUAAUACAUCUCUGGAUGUGUCUGAAAUA